GAAGAACUUCAUCAGUUGUAUCCUUUUGGACAUCCCAUCCCUUGCACCUGGGGAUGACAUGCAAGAUCGCUGUCUAAUAAGUUUGCACAAUAUUUAUAUUAGCAUAGUUUUCACUGCUGUCAUCUGUUCCCUUACAGAUCCUGUUCUAUUUAAAUGGAUUUUAUUACAUCUUUUAUUUCUUGGCAACGCUUCUAAUGAUUAUUUAUAAAAGUCAAGUUUUCAGUUAUCCGGAUAAUUACUUGGCUCUUGAUCUUGCGCUGCUGUUCAUUAUGGCCAUUCUAGAAGCAAUCCGAUUAUACUUGGGUACAAAGGGUAACCUGACAGAAGAAGAGGUUCCACUAGGGGUCAGUCUCGUGAUUACUGUUGGCAGCAUAAUGUUGUCUGUCUACUUCCUGGUGUGGGAGACUUACGUGCUAAAAGCAGACGUCAUUAUUAAUGCUAUUCUUCUUUUUAUGUAUGGACUUGAGGGACUACUACAGAUUAUAGCCAUUGCUGCAUUUGUCAGCUAAAUCUCUGCUGUUCAGAGUUGUAAGGUACAUCUGCUUCCAACAUUUCUUCAGUAAACAGACAACAUGCAUCUUUAAAGUCUAAAAGUAUUUGGUUUCACUUUCUCCAGUGUAAAAUACUGGGAAGAAACUCAUCCUUAUAUUACAGGGUUUAAUAUAGCCCUACUCCAGCACAGCCCCCCAUGAAUAACCAGCUAAAAUAUCCUGUACGGUAGCUCCGUUCCACUGUUUGACUAAGUUCAUUUAGUGGCAAUGGCCCUGCUUCAGGAAAACACUUAAGCACAUGCUCCGCUUUAAGUCUGAGUAAUUCCAUUGCAGUCAAUGGGAGUGCUUCUGGGCUUAAAGUUACACACAUAAUCAAGCGUAUUCCUGUACUGGAUCCAUGUACUGACCUGCUAUGCCUAAAGAUGUACAUGUGUAUUUAAUCAAAAUUCUGCAUCAGAUAUUUGUAUCCAAAUUAGAACAAAUAUAAACCAGCAUAUUACUCUAGUUGUAUGUUGGUGCAAUGCCCAAGGCCGGCUCCAGGGUUUUUGCCACCCCAAGCGGCAAAAAAAAAAAAAAUAAGUCGGGAUCGGCAGCAGCUCCACCGCACCGCUUUCUUCUUCAGCGGCAGUUCGGCGGCAGGGCCU
This is a messenger RNA of Mauremys reevesii (Reeves's turtle), 1135 nucleotides long. RefSeq names its product transmembrane protein 80 (gene TMEM80). Lineage: Eukaryota; Metazoa; Chordata; Testudines; Geoemydidae. Gene Ontology annotation, biological process: non-motile cilium assembly. Bases 195 to 509 code for a protein of 104 amino acids. The record is from RefSeq and is a predicted model, not a curated record. The transcript has 4 exons. Gene Ontology annotation, cellular component: ciliary transition zone.